Molecule: messenger RNA, 1320 nt
Organism: Ipomoea triloba (trilobed morning glory)
Lineage: Eukaryota; Viridiplantae; Streptophyta; Magnoliopsida; Solanales; Convolvulaceae
Product: protein SAWADEE HOMEODOMAIN HOMOLOG 1-like
Exons: 8
Coding region: 141-989 (282 amino acids)
Molecular function (GO): chromatin binding
Source: RefSeq, a predicted model, not a curated record
CCAAAACCCUUUGCCUGUCAUCUCAAAUUCUCAAUAACUGAAAAUCAAUUCUUCUAUCUUCAAAAAAAGAAAAUCUUCUUCUCGAUCAAUUUAGGGAGGACCAAAACUCCUUCUGCCAAGAGCUGCUGAAAUUGGGUAUAAUGGAUCUUCGUCCCAGGCAGAGGCAACACUUCUCUGGUUUCACCGAAGCUGAGAUUCAGAGGAUGGACUGCUUACUUAAGGAGUCAAAAGAAAAGGUUUUGGACCAAGACUUCUGCAAGAAAUUGGCAAAGGUUUUCAACCGGUCCAAAGGUCGUGCAGGAAAACCUAUUGUGAAGUGGACAGAGGUGCAAAAUUGGUUUCAGAAUAGGCAGCAAAACUGCCUCCAAACAGAUACUCCAGCUGAUGCCUUCAAAGUAUUGCCUGAUGUUACAGAACCAAACCAUCUGGACAAAGCAAAAGAAAACUCUCCGGUUCAAAACGGUGUCUACAUCGCUGAAAAAGUUCCAGAUCUAACAGAGUUAGAAUUCGAAGCUAGAUCUUCAAAAGAUGGGGCAUGGUAUGAUAUUGAUUCUUUUCUCUCUCACAGAUAUCUAAGCUCAGGGGAUGCUGUAAGUAAUUAUAUUUGGAUGGAUUGCCUUCUGAAUUUGAAACAAUUUACGAAAUGUCAUAUAUUGCAGGAAGUUCUUGUAAGAUUUAUUGGGUUUGGGGAAGAGGAAGAUGAAUGGAUAAACAUUAGGAAGUCAGUCCGUGAACGUUCCAUUGCUUUGGAGCAUUCAGAGUGCAGCAAAGUGAGGGUUCGAGAUCGUGUAUUGUGCUUUCAGGAGAAAAAGGACCAAGCAAGAUACUUUGAAGCUCAAGUUACUGAAAUUCAAAAGAGAUUGCAUGAUAUAAGAGGGUGCAGAUGCCUAUUCACAAUUCGAUAUGUUCAUGAUAGCACUGAGGAAACGGUUCGGUUGAGGAGAUUGUGUUUCCGGCCUAGCAUACUGGCCCGCUCAGAGGAGACUUAGUUCCUAUAUAUGUAUACUAAAGGGCCAAGAGUCAACCAGAACUCACAAAAUGGUCGCUAUUUUGAACUGUUUAGCAUCGCCCGCCCGCCUGCUGCUACAUUUGUGUAUAACAGACAGCGCGCUACAAGAUUUUUAGGUUUUGACGUAGAACAGAACGAACUAUUAUUAGCAGCUAAUCCGCUGUAUCUCGCAUCUCAUCCUAUAGCCAUUUUGAGUAAUGAUAGAUAGUGUGGGCUUUUUAAUUGUGGUUGCAGAUGCAAGUAAUGAUAGUGUGGAUUGUGGACUAUUAUAGCCAUUGUGGUGAAUGAAGUUUCAUCCUUGCCUUGCUUUG